GGGGUCAGAGCGAGGAAUCGUGCCCCAUCAUUGGUGUCAUGGGGGAAGGAAUAGUGUUCCAUCAUUGGUGUCAAUGGGGGGUGGAAUAGUGCCCCAUCAUUGGUGUCAGUGGGGAGGAGGAAUAGUGCCCCAUCGUUGGUGUCAGUGGGGAGGAGGAAUAGUGCCCCAUCAUUGGCGUCAGUGGGGGGAGGAAUAGUGCCCCAUCGUUGGUGUCAGUGGGAGGAAUAAUGCCCCAUCGUUGGUGUCAGUGGGAGG
This is a messenger RNA of Staurois parvus, 255 nucleotides long. The record is from the annotation of a GenBank genome assembly. NCBI's taxonomy places the organism in Eukaryota, Metazoa, Chordata, Amphibia, Anura, Ranidae.